AUGUCGUCCCUAACAGCACCCGCGUCUUCUGAGACAGCGACACCAGUUAAACAGGAGGACUCCUCGACACUCGAGCACAUCCAGGUGCCGUCCACUGCUAGCCUUGUCACUCCAGCUACGCCAGCAGCACCAACAACUCCGGCUACACCGACUUCGUGUCUGACGGCUGCACUUGCGACUGUAACAUCUCCGCAAGAUGGCCAACAAUGCUCAAACUGUGGCACUACCAAAACUCCACUUUGGAGGAGGGCGCCUGAUGGAACCCUCAUCUGCAAUGCCUGUGGGUUGUACCUUCGUUCAAACAACACCCAUAGGCCCGUAAAUCUCAAGCGUCCUCCCAACACGAUACCCAUAACCAAAACCGAAGAAGGAUCCUGUAAAGGCGAUGGCAGAUGUAACGGAACUGGAGGAUCGGCUGCCUGUAAAGGAUGUCCCGCCUACAACAACCGGGUUGUAGUAAGCAAACGCGAGAAGUCUGCAUCUACACCUCCCAUGGAAUCGACUCCGGCCACAUCACCACAGCCAGAAAAGAGAGUAGCUACCGAUGUAGACGAAGACUCUCUAGCCAUUGCCUGUUUCAACUGUGGAACCACUAUUACUCCACUCUGGAGAAGGGAUGAUGCCGGUAAUACUAUCUGCAAUGCCUGUGGACUAUACUACAGAUUGCAUGGGUCGCAUCGUCCAAUCAGGAUGAAAAGAACGACCAUCAAGAGAAGGAAGAGGAACAUGGCUUCGGGCAAGAAAGAUGCUUCGGCCUCUGACUCAAACACAGAAGACAAAGAGCCUCGUAGUCCGGAGGACGCUCGAAAUACCCAUAGUCCACAAUUGAAUACUCUUCAUUCCCCUACUGCAGGUUUGGGCUCUCCUAAUGGGUCGACUCUACCUCCAAUUUCGUACAACCAUCCUCUCCUGAGACUGGCUCCUCCGGUGUCAAACUCUCCUACUUCGUACUAUCCUCCAUACACCCCUGGAGGACGUAUUCCAAACGGUCCAGGUCCUCUACCAGGUCCUCCACCACCUCAACCGGCUUCGCAGUACGGCUUCUCCAUCCCCCAAACCCACCAACCACCUUUGCAUUAUGGAAUAUACAACCAAAAUUCGGACAUAAAACUUCCUCUGAUCCAGCUCCACGAAGCUGGGCCCCACAGCCGGCACCUUUUGGCACCUAUCAUCAAGAAAGAAGCCAUUCCGUCAAUCUCUACAUCCAAAUCUGCAUCAAUUAUCCCGCCUGUGUCGGAAUUCGUAGGUUCUCGACAAUCUACUCCGGGAGUAUCUGAUGGUAUCAAAAAGAGAUCGGCGUCUUCAACUCCAAUUGCGAUCGAUUUUACGUCGACUUUCAGGUCUCCUGCUGCUUCUAACGGUAAUACGUCUACUAUAUCUGAUACUAACAACGAUAGUGAAGGCAGCAAAAAGGACCACCGCACGCACGCAUUGUCGAUUGGAGGCUUGUUAAAUGGAUAG
Molecule: messenger RNA, 1461 nt
Organism: Scheffersomyces stipitis CBS 6054
Lineage: Eukaryota; Fungi; Ascomycota; Pichiomycetes; Serinales; Debaryomycetaceae
Gene: SFU1
Product: Sfu1p
Exons: 1
Coding region: 1-1461 (486 amino acids)
Biological process (GO): positive regulation of transcription by RNA polymerase II; negative regulation of transcription by RNA polymerase II
Molecular function (GO): zinc ion binding; DNA-binding transcription factor activity, RNA polymerase II-specific; RNA polymerase II cis-regulatory region sequence-specific DNA binding
Source: RefSeq, a predicted model, not a curated record